Molecule: messenger RNA, 2791 nt
Organism: Rhododendron vialii
Lineage: Eukaryota; Viridiplantae; Streptophyta; Magnoliopsida; Ericales; Ericaceae
Product: G-type lectin S-receptor-like serine/threonine-protein kinase SD1-1
Exons: 8
Coding region: 46-2511 (821 amino acids)
Biological process (GO): protein phosphorylation; recognition of pollen
Molecular function (GO): ATP binding; protein serine/threonine kinase activity
Source: RefSeq, a predicted model, not a curated record
AACAGGAAAAACAAACCUUUUGUAGUUCGUUCGUACCUCGCAAAAAUGGGAACUCCCCUGUUACUCGUAUCCUACACCAUUUUCAUCUCUUUGUUUUCCCACACUGCCAUUGCAACAAACAGUACCUUAACCCCAGCCCAAAACCUCACCGACGGCCAAGCCUUGGUUUCCCCCAACCAACGGUUCGAGCUCAGCUUUUUCAGUCCAGGAAAUUCGAAAAACCGUUACCUGGGUGUACGCUACCACAACCUCCCCCUCACGGUGGUUUGGGUGGCUAACAAAAACCACCCCAUCACCGACGCCUCCGGCCAGCUAACGGUAACCGAAAAUGGGGCCCUCGUGAUAAAAAACGGGUCUGACGGUAUAGUGUGGGACACCAACGGGACGGAGGCGGGAAAUAGUCCCAUUGUGCAGCUGUUGGAUUCGGGCAAUCUAGUCGUGAGAGAGAACGAAAGCGGCGAUUUUAUUUGGGAGAGUUUCGAUUACUUAUCGGACACGUUGUUGCCGGGCAUGAAGCUGGGGUGGAAUGUGAAGACGAGACUCAACAGGGUCAUGAGAUCCUGGAAGAGUAACGAGGACCCCUCGGACGGUGAGUUCAGUUUCAGCCUCGACCCGCCCGAGUCGCCGCAGCUGAUUCUGAGGAAGAACUCGGAGAACCAGUACAGGUGGGGGCCGUGGGACGGAGCUAGGUUCAGCGGCAGCAACGAGUUGAAAACAAACCCGGUUUUUACGCCGAUUUUCACCUCCAAUUCCGAUGAAGUUUAUUACACGUAUCAAGUGCUGAACGACUCUGUUUUGUUCAGGUUCGUGGUCACGCAAUUGGGCUUGGUCCAGUACUACACAUGGCGGAAUGAGGAAUGGGUCAUGAUGGUGACCCUUAACCGAGACUAUUGCGACCGUUAUGCCAUGUGUGGCGCCUAUGGAAAUUGCUACGAUGAUGACGUCCCUUGCCGGUGUUUGAAGGGCUUCACGCCGAAAUCACCACAAGAUUGGAAUAUGUUAGAUUCGUCGGGCGGGUGUAGGCGGAAACAUGAGCUAAAUUGUAGCAAUAAUAUUGGAGAUGGGUUUGUCAAGUACAGUGGAUUGAAAUUGCCUGAUCAUUCUGUUUUGUGGGAAAAUUAUGACCUUGAGGAAUGUAGAACCGAGUGCUUGAAGACGUGCAAUUGUAUGGGGUUUACUAAUAUCAAUGUGAGUGGAAAUGGGCGUCAAUGCGUGGUAUGGUUGGAUGAGCUGAUCGAUAUUCGGCAUUUUCCAGAUGGUGGGGAGGAGCUUUAUAUACGAAUGGCACGCGCAGAACUAGAAUCGAUUGCUGAUGCAAAGAGGAAAAAGAAAAUGGUGGUGAUUGUCGUUGUUGUGGUAUGUACAGUUUUGGGGAUGAUUAUCUCAGCUACAAUUGGCUAUUAUAUUUGUCAGUUAAGGAAGGCAAAAAUUAAAGCUGAACAGGAAAAGAGUUUCUUCAAAGUUUCUAAUGAAGAAAGUCAAGAUAAUGCUUUUGAAUUACCUAUUUUUGAUCUGAGUACCAUUUCCUCUGCGACUGAAAAGUUCUCUUCCGGAAAAAAGAUAGGACAAGGUGGUUUUGGCCCUGUUUAUGAGGGUGUAUUGCCCAAUGGUCAAGUAAUAGCUGUGAAGAGGCUCUCACAGAGUUCUGGACAAGGCGUCCUGGAGUUUAAGAAUGAAGUUAUUUUGAUUGCAAAACUCCAACACCGCAACCUUGUUAGGCUCCUGGGGUGCUGCAUUCAAGGAGAAGAAAGGAUGCUUAUUUAUGAAUUUCUGCCCAACAAAAGCUUGGACAACUUCAUAUUCGAUCGAACAAGAAGAGAACUGCUGCUUUGGAAACAGCGCUUCAACAUCAUUGCUGGAAUUGCACGAGGACUACUUUAUCUGCAUGAAGACUCGAGAUUGAGAAUUAUUCAUAGGGAUCUUAAAGCAAGUAAUGUUUUACUAGACAAUGAGAUGACCCCCAAAAUUUCCGACUUUGGCAUAGCAAGAAUUUUCGGAGGAGAGCAAACAGAGGGAAAGACCAAGAGAGUAAUGGGGACAUAUGGUUAUAUGUCUCCUGAAUAUGCAAUGAGUGGUCACUUUUCUGUGAAGUCAGAUGUGUUCAGCUUCGGUGUUUUAGUCUUAGAGAUAAUAAGUGGCAAGAAAAAUUGGGGUUUUUAUCACCCUGAUCAUGACCUCAACCUUAUCGGGCAUGCAUGGAAACUAUGGAAUGAAGAGAGUCCUCUGGAACUAAUGGAUGUAGUAUUGAAGGAGUCAUUUUCAGAAAAUGAAGUGGUAAGAUGUAUGCAAGUGGGCCUUUUAUGUGUACAACAACGUACAGAAGACAGGCCAACAAUGUCGUCUGUCGUUUUUAUGCUGAGUAAUGAAAGUGCAGCUCUACCCCAACCGAAAGAACCUGGUUUUUCAGUGCAAAGCUUUUCCUUGAAGGUUGAAUCGGCAUCAAGUGGACAAACUUCUAGUACUGCAGCUUCUGCUAAUGACAUUACGAUCACAGCAUUGACCGGACGAUAGAAGGAUUAAUGCAUUCAAGAACUUCCACAUUCUGUGAGUUUACGAUUUCCUAUUGUACGAGUGUUGUACAACCCAUAGGAUUUUUGAGCAACUCUAUGAAAUAGUAGAUAAUGGCCGCGUCUUUCCCUUGUAUAGAUUCAGUGUGUCAGAAUACUAGAAUGCUGUAACUAUAGGUUAGCUUAGCUCAUGUUAGGCAUUUUAGGUCUGUUGGAGCCUUGGAAGUACAUUGUUGAGUUCAUUCAACUCCUUUUGGAGUGGUUCUAUAUAUAAUUCCUUAUCA